Chanos chanos (milkfish) is the source of this 2523-nucleotide messenger RNA. Its product is annotated as oxysterol-binding protein-related protein 5-like. NCBI's taxonomy places the organism in Eukaryota, Metazoa, Chordata, Actinopteri, Gonorynchiformes, Chanidae. Gene Ontology annotation, molecular function: cholesterol binding. Gene Ontology annotation, cellular component: cytosol; cortical endoplasmic reticulum; membrane. The transcript is spliced from 21 exons. The record is from RefSeq and is a predicted model, not a curated record. The coding region runs from base 1 to 2523 and encodes 840 amino acids.
AUGGCCCAGAAUCGCUCUAUGCAGAAGUCAAACCCGGUGGAGAAGAUCAAGAAGGAGGAUGUUCUGGGUCAGCGUUUUCCGCUCUGUCCGGCUCUGUCCAGCCCAAAGAGACAUGGCCUUCAAACCCCAAACCUCUGCAGCAGAGAGCAUGGCAUCUACCCUCUGAGUCCAGGAGGAGAGGUGGAUCCCAGGGUGAUAACCGGUCAGGAGAAAGAAGUGUCCUAUACUAUAAAGAGUCCAGACAGAAAGAAUUCACUGAGAGUUCAGAAGAAGAAUUAUAAACAGGAGAAGAGAAGGGCAACUAAAGAGCUGUUCAGUGCUUUAAAGGACCCCACUGUGGUCAUCAUGUCAAACUGGCUGAAGAUUCGCAGUUGCCUGAAGAGCUGGAUGAGGCUGUGGUGUGUGCUGAAACCCGGGGUGCUUCUCAUCUAUAAGAGCCCCGCGGUGGAGCACUGGGUGGGAACCGUCCUGCUCAACGCCUGCAGACUCAUCCAGCGACCCUCAAAAAAGGACGGCUUCUGUUUCAAAGUGUUCCACCCCCUCGACCUGACCAUCUGGGCGGCCAAGGGACCAAGAGGGGAGAAUGUGGGCUCCAUUACACAGCCCUUACCCAGCACCCACCUCAUCUGUAGAGCCAUGACCCAGUCUGACGGUCACUGUUGGAUGGAUGCUUUAGAACUUGCCUUAAGCUGCUCCAGUCUGUACAAACUGACCUCCUGGAACUGCCGCGAUACCCAGCAUUGCUUCCCCUCUGAGUCUUCCAACAUCCUCAGCUUCUUACACGCCGACUCCCUCGACCUUUUACGCAAUGACUCGCCCAACCUCUCACACACUGACUCACCGCUGAAUGAGUCCUGUCUUGGACACAACCACACUGAGACGGAUGGCUGUUCCGACCAAUCAGAAUGUGAUGUGCACGAAGAAUCAGACAUGGUAACCAAACAGAAUGGAGAUCAGUUGCUAAAUGAGGAGAGUUACGUGGACCAAUCAGAUGACCCCUGUCCUGAAACAGACAUCAUGGACUUUGACCAUGCCGGGUCAGAGGAGGGACAAGAAGAAGAGGAAGAGGAGGAGAUGGAAAGGGUUUUGGAGGAGAACAGAGGUGUGAUGUGGACACUCCUCAGUCAGCUGUGUGUGGGGAUGGACCCGUCCAAACUCACUCUGCCCGUCUUCACGCUGGAGCCCAGAUCUCUGCUCGACAGGCUCUCAGACUACUACGGCCACACGGACCUGCUGUCAGAAGCAGUGGGGGAGGAGAAUGCUUACAGCAGGAUGAAGAAGGUUCUGUGCUGGUAUUUCUCUGGCUUUGAUAAACAUCCAAAGGUUCUGAAGAGGCCCUUCAGUCCUGUCCUGGGGGAGACCUUCCGCUGUUCCUGGCUCCACCCUCAAACAGAGAGCUGCACCCUUUACAUUGCCGAGCAGGUAUCUUACCAGCCCCCAGUAUCUGCCUUUUAUGUGUGGAACAAGAAAGAUGGCUUCUGCAUAACUGGCAACAUUCUUCCCAAAUCCAAGUAUUAUGGUAACUCUCUGUCAGAAAUACUGGACGGAAGAGUAACGCUGCUUUUCCUCUCUCAUGGGGAAGAGUACAUCUUUACUCUCCCCUACAGCCACUGUAAAGGGCUUUUCUACGGUAAAAUGACCACGGAACUUGGAGGAAAAAUAACCAUAGACUGUGAAAAGACAAAGUGUAUGGCAGAAGUGGAAUUUAAACUAAAGCCUGUGUUUGGCUCGUCCAGUCAAAAGAACCAGGUCUCAGGAACAAUCUGCAUUGGAGACCAGCUGCUGGCCACAGUGGAGGGUCACUGGGACAAAGAGAUUUUCCUGUGUGAGAGAGGUACAGGGAAGAGGGAGAUGUUGUGGAAUUCGACACCACAGGGACGGAGACAGAGGCUGAAGAGACGAGUCAUUUUGCCAGAUCAGCAGGGACCAUUAGAGUCAGCGAGGCUGUGGAGACACGUGUCAGAUGCUGUUCUGUCAGGGGACCAGAGGCGUGCGGUGCAGGAACGAUAUGUGGUUGAGGAAACUCAGCGCUGGGAUAUGAGAGUGAGGGGUGAUGAUCCGUGGACACCUCAUUUCUUCAGACUGGAUCCAGUCACCAACCAGUGGAUCUACAAACAUGCACAGAGUAAGCAGUGUGAUGCAGAUGUCAGCGCCCUGCAGUGUGUGAGAAACAGCGUGAAUACAAAAACACAGCCAGUUCUCAGCAGCCAGUCCUUCAGCCCACAGCAGGCCAAGCCCCAGGGCAAGUACAGGAGGUCAAGCCAACAUGUGUCAAGCUGUGGCCAGACUAUGGAGAUCAGCAGCUCUGAACCACUGCAUAAACCCCCUGUUCUCACAGGCAUGACUAACUGUAAUGUCCUGAAAUUCACCUUGCUCUUCCUCACACUCAAGAGCCUGUCCGUGCUGAGUCAGCAGCUGUAUGUGAGUGAUCACUCCGACCACAGGAUGGUGUCCAGCCGCAACUGCCUUAUCAUCUUCAUCAUUCUGCUCCUUCAACUACUCAUCAGUUACAUGUCCACAUGA